Messenger RNA from Panthera uncia (snow leopard), 6061 nucleotides. RefSeq names its product centrosomal protein 164 (gene CEP164). The record is from RefSeq and is a predicted model, not a curated record. The transcript has 32 exons. Gene Ontology annotation, molecular function: protein binding. NCBI's taxonomy places the organism in Eukaryota, Metazoa, Chordata, Mammalia, Carnivora, Felidae. Bases 374 to 4837 code for a protein of 1487 amino acids.
UUCUUGCUGGGGGUCCUAUACUGUGAGUUGUUUCUCCCCUGGUGGUGGGGGGCGGGAUAUGAGGUCACACUCUUGAGAGAGAGACCUGGGUUUCCAGCUCUUUUGUGACGCACUGAGUAUUCAGCAAGCGUUUGGGAGAUGCGUCUCAGGGAACUUUACCAGGCGCAGAGUCUAUGAGGCCUGAGUUCUGAGACAUUGGUUCCACCCUCCGCUAUCCCUGGAGUCUGGAAGAUGUGCUAAGUUGGCUUGCAGGGUCUGGUCUGACCCAGGGGCUCCAUGACCGGGCUCCAGUUUUUCUCCUUUUAAGGUGGGUCAUUGAUUUUCUCUUUGGAAGGGGGUCUCCAGGACGUAGGUGUUCGAGCCCAUACCAAUCAUGGCCGGAAGACCCAUCCGCAUAGGAGACCAGCUGGUUCUGGAGGAAGAUUAUGAUGAGACCUACAUCCCCAGUGAGCAAGAAAUUCUUGAAUUUGCCAGAGAGAUUGGUAUUGAUCCCGUCAAGGAGCCGGAACUGAUGUGGCUGGCGCGGGAGGGCAUUGUGGCCCCACUGCCUGUGGAGUGGAAGCCCUGCCAGGACAUCACAGGUGAUAUUUACUAUUUCAACUUUGCCAAUGGGCAGUCCACGUGGGACCAUCCAUGUGACGAGCACUAUCGGAACUUGGUGAUCCAAGAGCGGAGGAAGCUGUCAACUCCAGGAGCCGUUAACAAGAAAGACAAGAAAAAGAAGAAGGAAAAGAAAGACAAGAAGGACAAAGAGACCUCCAAAAGUCUGCUGGCCCCGGGCUCCUCAUUAGCCCCAGUCCACGUCCCUCUUGGGGGCCUGGCUCCCUUAAGAGGCCUUGUGGAUGCCCCGGCCUCUGCUCUUCGUGGAUCGCAAAGCGUGAGCCUGGGGAGCUCAGUGGAAUCUGGUCAGCUUGGAGAACUCACGCUGCCUCCACAGGGUCUCAAGACUUCUGCUUACACAAAGGGUCUCUUGGGCUCCAUCCAUGAGGACAAGAAAGCCCUCAGCCUCUUGGCUUUAGGGGAGGAGACCAACGAGGAGGAUGAGGCAGAGAGUGACAACCAGAGUGUCCGCAGCUCAAGUGAGCUUCUUAAGAACCUGCACCUGGACAUUGGGGCGCUGGGGGGUGAUUUUGAGUAUGAGGAGUCUCCAAGAACAAGCCAGCCAGAGGAGAAGAAGGAUGCUUCUCUGGAUUCAGAGGCUGCCGGGCCCCCCACUCCCGGCAAGCUCUUCAGCCAGGAUGCAGACAGCAGUCUGAGCAGUGCCGAUGGCACAGGGCAGCAGGGAAGAGGGGCGAGCGCGUGGCUCCUGGAGAAAGAAAAGGAUGAGAAGAGUGAUUCAGGAAUACCCAAGAGUGGGGUGGACCCUGGGGGCAGUCAGCCUGCCAAAGCCAACAAAAAGGAGGCACCAGAGGCCCCAGCAGAUGUAGGAGAGGAGGGUUCCAGGAAGGGAGAGGUGGAAGGAGGCGCCGAAGGAGGAAGGAGGCGGAAGGAGGAGCCCAAGGAGGAAGCCUCUGUCCAGAAAGAGAGCAGAUCGGACGCCAGCGAGGAAUUGGAGAUCAGCGAGCAGGUGAAGGAGCUGCAGCUGUCAGACUCCGCGGCCUCUGACCCCAAGUCCUUCCUGGAACUGGACUUCGGUUUUCGCAGCCGGAUCUCAGAGCACCUGAUGGAUGUUGACGUGCUUUCCCCAGUCCGCCGGGAGGGGAGUCUCUCUGGAUGCUGGGCCCAGAGGUUGGGAAGAGAAGACAAGGACGGCAGCCAGUCCAGCCGAGAUGAGCCACAGAGCAAGCGGUGCAAAGGCUCGGAGAGGUCCUCUCCUCCACUUGUGCCUGGGAGGCGGCUCCAGAGUCCCCUUCAGAGCCAGGCCACCGAAGAAGGGCCUCCGGAGGCCUCUGAGGGGCAGCCUGAGCAGAAGCGGGCAGAGGAGCCCGGGGAGGACACUGCAGGCAGCUCCAUCCCUGCCGGUUCCCUGAGGAGGGAAGAGACCCCAAGCCCACCUGCCGCCCCCGAGAGGGGCAGGGAGCAGCGCUCUGGGGCCGAGGAGCCUGAGGAGGUGGCGGCCAGCCCUGCUGCACCAGCCUCUCCAGAGGUAGAGAAGAGGGCGUGCCACACCAUGCCAGGCCACCUGGGGGAUGACCAGGGUGUGUCAGGAGGCAGAAGAGGCGAGAAGGGAGAGCACAGCCUAGAGCCUUUGUUGGGGUUUCCCUGGGAAGGAAUAGGAGAGGCAGGGCGAGCUACGGAGCCUGCAACUCCCCCAAAGCAGGCUUCCCUGAGGGCCAUGGAGGAGGCCGUGGCCCACGACCUGGAGCAAGACCAGAGGCGGCUUCUGGAAUCGAAACGAGAGAAGAUUCAGCAGCUCCGGGAGAAGCUGUGGCAGGAGGAGGAAGAGGAGGUCCUCCAGCUUCACCAGCAGAAAGAGAAGUCUCUCAGUUCCCUGAAGGCGCAGCUGCGGAAAGCCACCGAGGAAGAGGAGACUCGGAUGAGAGAGGAGGAAAGCCGGCGGCUGUCCCAGCUCCUGGCCCAGGUGCAGUCCCAUGUGGAAGCAGAUGAGAGCCAGAUCAGGGCCGAGCAGGAGGCUUCCCUGCAGAGGCUGAGAGAAGAGUCGGAGUCUCUCCAGAAGGCCGAGAGGGCCAGCUUGGAGCAGAGGAACAGACAGAUGCUGGAGCAGCUCAAGGAAGAGAUGGAGGCCUCGGAGGAGAGAGAGUGGGCUUCCCUGAAGGCCGAGAAGGAGAGGGCUCUGCAGCAGCUCAGGGAACAGCUGGAGGGCGAGAGGAAAGAAGCAGUGGCAGCACUGGAGAGGGAGCACCGAGCUGAGCUGGAGCGGCUCUCUUCCUCGCUGGAGGCCAAGCACAGAGAGGUUGUCUCCAGCCUCCAGAAGAAGAUGGAGGAGGCCCAGCAGAGGGAGGAGGCCCAGCUGCAGGAGAGCCUUGGUCGGGCAGAGCAGAGGGCUCAUCAGAAGGCUCACCAAGUGUUCCAGUAUGAGCAAGAGCUCAGCGACCUCCUGCGAGAGAAGCGCCAGCAGGUGGAGAGGGAACACGAGAGGAAGAUGGACAGGAUGAAGGAGGAGCACCAGCAGGUGCUGGCUGAGGCCAGAGAGCAGUACGAAGCCGAGGAGAGGAAGCAGCGGGCUGAACUCCUGGGACACCUGACCUGUGAGCUGGAGCGCCUUCGAAGGUCGCACGAGCGUGAACUAGAGGCCGUGAGGCAGACGCAGGAUAGGCAGCUGGAGGACUUACGGCUGCGGCACCGGGAGCAGGAAAGGAAACUCCAACAUUUAGAGGUGGAACUGGAAACCAGAACCAAAGAUGUCAAGGCCCGAUUGGCUCAGCUGGACAUCCAGGAGGAGACUGCCCGAGUGGAGAGGCAGCAGCUCCUUGAAGUGCAGAGGCAGGUGGCGCUGGAGAGCGAGGAAGCCACAGCCAACCAUCAUCACCUGGAGGAGGCAAAGAAGGAGCACACCCAUCUGUUGGAGACAAACCAACAGCUCCGAAGAAUUCUCGAUGAGCUUCAGGCCCACAAGUUGGAGCUAGAGUCCCAGGUGGAUGUGCUGCAGACCCAGAGGCGGAGGCUGCAGAAACAAGUCAGCGACCUGGAGGCUGAAACUCAGAGGAAGCAGGAGGUGUUGAAUGAGCUGGCAGCUAAGGAGAGCAAUGCCUCCUCACGUGUUGAGCCAGAUCUCCACAUUGAGGACCUGAGGAAAUCCCUUGGGACAAACCAGACCAAAGAGGUAUCCUCUUCUCUCCCCCAGAGCAAGGAGGAGACCGACUUAUCCUUGGACAGCGUCCGACACUACCUCUCUGCCGAGGGGCUAGCCCUCCGCAGUGCCAAGGAGUUCCUGGUGCGGCAGACGCGCUCCAUGCGGAGGCGGCAGACGGCUCUGAAAGCCGCCCAGCAGCACUGGCGCCAGGAGCUGGCCGGCGCUCAGGAAGCCGCCCAAGAUCCACCGGGCACCAAGGCCCUGGAAGACGUGCGCAAGGACUUGGAGGAGGAGACCCGGCACCUGGAUGAGAUGAAGUCGGCCAUGCGGAAGGGCCACGACCUGCUGAAGAAGAAGGAGGAGAAGCUGAAUCAGCUGGAGUCCUCUCUUCUGGAAGAGGCCCCAGAUGAGGAUGUUCUGCGAGGCGCCCCCCCCAAGAAGGUGGUGACUUUUGACCUCAGCGACACUGAAGACAUGAGCAGCGCAAGUUCUGAAUCCUGCCCCCUGCCUCACCUCAACCUGACCACAAGUGCCACCUUCCCCAACAAGAUCUACUACUUGAGCAGCUCGCUGCAGCGCAUCAGCAGCCAGCUGAAUGGUGUCCUCAGCAUGCUGGGCAGCCUCAACCUGCAGCCGCCACUGCCUCUCUUCACUUCCACGCCAGCGCACGUCCCGCCCCGGGCCGCUAGGAGCACCUCCAUUCCUGCCUGCCCCUCCCGGCUCUCACCCUCGCCGCUGGCUACACCCUCAUCCACCCAGUGGGCCUGGGACCCGGGGCUGGGCCCCAGGCUCUCCUCCUCCGCGGCUCAAACAGUGGAUGACUUCCUGGUGGAGAAGUGGCGCAAAUAUUUUCCAGCUGGAGUACCGUUCCUCAGCACCGGCCCUGCCCCCCUGGAGAACAGGCUGGGUUAUGUGUCGGCCAGCCAGCAGCUGCGGCUCCUGCAGCGGGCCCAUCCCCAGGUCUCUGAGGUGGGCAGCACCGACGUCCAGGGCCUGAUCGAGGCUAACCGAAAGUGGCUACAGCGUUACAAGAAUGACCCCAAGUCACGUCUCUUCUCUUCAGGGCCCAGGCUGGCAGCCUCUUCUGACUUCCUGCAGCUGGGCCUGGAUGAGAACAAUAGGCUGAAGGUGUAUCACUACUGAGGCCCUGAGCCUCUCCUGCACCCAGACCAAGUGCCUGAGGAGCUGCCUGUGCUUUCUUCCUUCUGAGAAAGCAUUGUCCUCCCCCGUUUGCCAACUUCCCCACUCAGAGGAGCCACGGGGGCCGGGGCUGGAUGGAAACGAUGGUAGGGCCCGAAACCGUGAGCUGCCCCCAGAGACCAUGUCUCUCAGGCUGCAAAGUGUGGACUUCUGUGAGCUCCUGUGUGGACGAGGAACACUGGUGGGGGGUCAUCGGCCCCAAGGGCCCCUCCAGGGGAGGAGGAGGGAUUAAAGGAGUUGCCUUCCAAGGCCAAGGGCCUCCCUUGGGAGCGGAGUUGAUCCCUUGGACCCGCAGGGCACUCAGUGCUGGGACUCCCGUGGUUCUGUGUGUGUGGUCCUUAAUUUACCAGAACAAAGCUUCCCCACCCCCCGCAUGUCUGUACCUUCAGACCAGGCUCUAAUACCUCAGCAUCAUAGAGAUCAGACCUCUCUCUUUUUUUUUUACAUGUCUCCUUUCUUGAGCACUUGGUCUCUCCUUUUGACUAUCUCAGGAUCGGGCCCAGAGCCCUGCCAGAGGUUGCUGGAAGCUGUCCCUCCUCCACCCCCAGCCCCUGGAAGCUCUGCUGCUCAUCCUCUCUCUCCUGGGACUCGACUGUCCUCAGGAGUGCUCCCUUCCCUCAGGCUCCUACCCAGAGCCCUCCCUGCUAGAGUCUCAGGGUCGCAAGCACACAACUUUCAAGAAGCCACCAAGCCAUACGAAAAGUCUGGGAUGGCUUCUGGUCCUCAUCUUGGUUUUCUCUUCUUGUUUCUACCCCCACCACCCUUCCUCGGAGCUGGGAGGCUGCACCUGGCAUUGGCAGUGAGGAUUCUGAGCUCCCUGCAGACCCUGCUUCCCAACAGAGGGGAUGUACUCUGACAUCUGUCCCACUGUUAAAUAAAAUGCCCCCCCCCCCCCCGUUUGUCUCGAAAGCUAUGGGGUAGCCCUUGCCUCUCUCCUACAUAGACACCAAAUUUCUGCCAGCCCUCCGUGCAUUUGUCAGGGACUAAGAAACUGUUUACUCCUCCCACGUGCUUUGUAGGCAUCAGUCUGCCAUGGGGGGAAAAAGUCUGUUUUGUUGUUUAGCUCAUUCUGUGUGCUUCGGGGCUAGCUCACGUGUUAUAACCAACUCUGGUGACAAGCCUGUAUUUUCUACAUCAAUUAAAUCUCUGCAGGCCCAUUUGCUACAA